AUGGCGGCGCCGCCGGGGAUCCUCGAGGUGCGAUGCGCGGGGUGCGGCGAGACCCUGGAGGUGGAGCAUGGCCUCAUGGAGUUCGCCUGCCCCGACUGCGGCAUGGCCCAGUCGCUCCCGCCGGAGCUCAUGCCGCCACGCCCUCGCCGCGCGCUCCCGCUCCCCGGACGAGGCGCCGCCCCCUACGCCGCGCCCACCCCGCCGGCCGCGACCGCUCGAGUCACGUGCGGCGGAUGCGGAUCCGUGCUCAGCGUGCCGCACGGCCCCGGGCGAUUCGCCUGCCCGCUCUGUGGCGUCGAGCUCGCGUCCUUCCCCCUCGCCGCAGUUCCGGUCGUGGUGUCGCCCACAGCCGUCCCAAUCUCCUCCCCCCGGCCAAUGAAUGCCGCAGAGCAGGUGCAGCAGCCUUCGAGUCAAUCAGCUCGUGCAGGAAUGGUUCAAAAGCCCAUUCAUUCAGAGCCGACACAUGGACAACAAUACAAGCAUUUUUCUGGAGAGGAGACCUUCAACUCAUUUCGAGCUGAACCAAGAACACAGAUUGAUGCAGCAAGGACGCUACUAAUUGAGCCUCCUAAUCCUUCAGUCCGUAGGGAUGAGUCACAUACUGAACCUGUCCAAGGAACUCUUGCCAGGCCUGGCAAGAGGACACAAAUUGAUGCAGCAAGGACACUACAAAAUGAGCUUCCUAAUGCUUCAAUCCACAGGGAGGAGUCACAUACUGAACCUGUCCAAGGAAAUAUUGCCAGGUCUGGCAAGAGGACAUAUAGAUUUGUAUUUGGUCCAAAAUCGUGGCAAGAAGGAAAUGUCCAGAAAGAGCAGCCUAACCAGGUUGUCCAUGCAUCACAUGCUCAAGUUAUGCCCACAGAGUCUUCAGUUCAUACAAACCAGGCAGUAGGAAGGUUUCCUGAUGACCCAAUUCCGAUUCACAGCAAGCAGAUAACUGAACAUGUGGAUGUCCCUAGUGCUACCGAGCAUGGGCAGAUUCGUUCUCAGCAUCAAGUUGUCCAUGAACAGCAGGCAGGUGAAAAUCCUAUUGACACAGUCCACAUGGAGCAGGAAAAGGUGGACUCUGCUUGCAAGCCAUCAAGCGAAAAUAGGAAGAGCGCCGAAAAUACUAAAGGAAAUCAUAAGAGGAAAAACAGUAAUUUGAUAAAUGUCCACGCAUCACAGGCACAAGUAAUGCCCACUGAGUCUUUGGUUCAUAUAAAUCAGGCAGACGGAGGGUUUCCUGAUGACACAAUUCCAAAGCACGGCAAGCAGAGAACUGAACAUGUGGCUGUCCCUAGUGCUAUCGAGCAUGAGCAGGUACGUUCUCGGCAUCAAGUUGACCAUGAGCAGCAGGAAGGUGAAAAUCCUAGUGACGGAGUCCACAUGGAGCAGGAAAAGGUGGACUCUGUCUGCAAGCCAUCAAACAAAAAUAUAAAGAGCACCGAAAAUACUAAAGGAAAUCGUAAGAGGAAAAACAAGAAUUUGAUGAAUUCUUCUAAUGAGCGGCCUCAGCUUAGGCGCAGUAAACGCCUGUCAAAGGGAUCAUCACCAGACCUUAUUGAUGUUGAGCCUAUCCAGAAGUUAGAUGCUUCCCCCCAUCAAAAUCAUUCAGAAGCUCCACAGAUUGAGAGUAGCAUAGCUGAUCAAACACUCUCUCCAGAGACUGGGUGGGCACUUCCUAAUCCUGGUUCUAGUUCAUCUCAUGAGCAUGAGAUUCCCCAAAAAAGCUUUAAUGGGAUUGACCAGCUUGAUGGAAGUGAUGAGGAAGUACAUUCAAGUCCAUCAGAUGGUCAAAAUCAGUAUAUGGAUGGACAAGUGGCAGAAGCAGCUUGCAGUGGCAAGAACCACUCGGAGCAGGUUCGACUCAAGCCUCACAGCAAGAAUUUUGCAGAGCAUGGCAGGCCGAUAAACUUGGCUGCUUCAUGCAGCCGCCUUGCUGCCUUGUUGCCUGUUCCAGCUUCCGCUACUUUGCCCACUAUUUCCUCGCUUUCUUCACCUGAAAAGCUACCACCUCAGUGCAGCAGUCCAAUAACACCGCAUAACCAACCACGAGCAGUUAUAUAUUCCCAGGAUGCACAGUGUGAUGAUAUGCUAUCAGGAUCUCUUAGCAAGUCAUCGAAAAAGCGCAAGGGGCGUGGCCCUUCAUUGCUAGUGGAACCACGCGAAGAAGCUGAUAGGCCUGUGUUGACGCCCAGUGGUACAGACAACUGGAGUGUCCACCCGCCGUUUCCUAAGAAGGUAGCAACUACCAUCUCCCUUCUUAUCAAGCAGAACUAUCCUGGGACCUGUAUUUCAGUGGAUGACGAGGGAAGAUCCUGUGAGGUUGUGGUUCACUAUUGGCACCAAUGCCCUCCAGAUGUAAGGGCUACCGUGUUGGAUGAAUUCCUUAAACGCUACAAGUGGGCCCCUGGCCACGAAGAGGAGUGCCAGAAGAUCUUUGAGCGCAAAGCAGUUAGACAGUUAGUUAACCUCUUUUGCUAUGAGAAGCAAAGGGUUAGAGAGGAGUUGGCAGCAAAGAAGUUCAAAGGAUCUACGGUGGUUGGUAGGGCCAAUGGAGAAUUAGAAAAGGGAGACGAUAGAGAAGAUUCAGAGGAACGACAGGGAGAUGGGUCCGUUGUGUCGAUUGACCAUGAUGAUCCACUGAAUUGGAAACCGUUUGUCCCUGAUUGGAUGCAACCAUCAUGGUGGGAAAUGUUGUGUGACCAUUGGGCCCAAGACGAAUUUAUGAAGGUUUCUUACCAAAAGAGAAAGAAUCGGAAUGCAGGAGGCCACCCCUCUGCUGCUGCAGGCUCACAAAUCAUAGCAAUGCACCAGCACCCUAAGGAUACCACAUCCUGGCAUGCUGAGGAGGCCAGAGAUCCUCUGCUAGGCCCCCAUCCUGUGCAAGAGCAGGUGGGUAGCUCGAAGCGUGGGAGGUACCAAGGUACUCCUGUUGCCAGCAAGAAGGCCCAGACUGAUUCAUCGUCAAAAUCCUCCCCAGAUUUCUUGAGCAGACAGGGACAAGAGCCAAGAUUCACACAGGAGCAGGUGCAGCUGAUGAUUAACCAAGCUCUACAAGGACUGAAUGAAACUUGGGAGAAGAAGUUUCUGUCCUUGGAGCAAAACAUGCGCAGCGUGCCCUCGGCACGUGCUGUUCCUGUCGGUGCUAAGACUAGGUCAGCUGUGGCUGUUGCAAGGGACAAGCGAUGCCAGAUUUCACGGCAGGACACAUUUGAUUCGGCGGAGGGAGAGGAAGAUCCAGACGACGGCGAGGAGCAGGAUGAUGUGCGUUGGAGUUAG
Molecule: messenger RNA, 3264 nt
Organism: Triticum turgidum subsp. durum (durum wheat)
Lineage: Eukaryota; Viridiplantae; Streptophyta; Magnoliopsida; Poales; Poaceae
Source: the annotation of a GenBank genome assembly